UCAGUAUCAUCAUGUUUGUCCUGGGGGCUGUUUUAGCCAAUGACGCUCCCCUGUACCCCGCCCCUGUGCCCUAUAAACAUAAUGAAUACUUGGAGACCCACCCGCAAUACAGCUACAGCUACGGCGUGCAGGACGACCUGUCGGGCAACAACUUCGGCCACUCGGAGUCCCGCGACGGCUUCAAGACCGAGGGCAGCUACUUCGUCAACCUCCCCGACGGCCGCAAGCAGAUCGUGACCUACGCUGACCACGGGGAAGGCCUGGUAGCCGAGGUCACGUACGAGGGCGAGGCUUACUACCCGGAAUACAGCCCCGCGCAGAAGCCUGGGGGGCUGCCUGCCUACGGGCCUCCUCCUCCUCCAGGCGGUGGGAGGUCUUAGGGCGAUUCUUCGUUCUUUGAUCCUUUUUUUACUUCUUUUGUGUGUGAUUCUUCGUUUUGUGUUGUCUUCCGUU
Penaeus monodon (black tiger shrimp) is the source of this 453-nucleotide messenger RNA. Its product is annotated as larval cuticle protein A2B-like. The transcript is spliced from 2 exons. Bases 12 to 380 code for a protein of 122 amino acids. NCBI's taxonomy places the organism in Eukaryota, Metazoa, Arthropoda, Malacostraca, Decapoda, Penaeidae. The record is from RefSeq and is a predicted model, not a curated record. Gene Ontology annotation, cellular component: extracellular matrix.